GAUGAAUAAUAGUUCAUCAUAAGAAAUACCUAAUUUCUUGCAACUAUUUAAGACUUGCGCUUCGUUUAAUUCCUUUGAUUGUGAUUCAAAUCAUUCUACAAAGAGAUUUGGAGAUGAAUUAUUUUUAUAAAGGCCUACACGAAGCCAAUAAUUAUCAAACCCAAACAAGAAAAUAGUAAUAGGAGAUGAUUCUUGGUUGAGAAGAGGUGUUUCAAUUUCGAGUGAAACUAAUAGUCCUGAAAGAUAAUUUGAAAGAUAAGAUUUUUUUAGUUCAUUCAGAGUUCCAAUUAAUUUCUGUGAUGAGCAUGAGGGAUCAAAUAGAUUAUAACACUUUGAAAAAGAUGCUGUUAAUUAUAUCACUCCUGAAACUUUAGUAUAUAAUGAGAAAUUAAUAAUUUAGUAUAAAAAUGCUAAUGAUAUAACAUUGUUUGAUUGUCGUUAUAAAUUUGAGUUUGAGGGUGGUCAUAUAUAAGGUGCAACUCAUCUUUGUAAUCCUUUCGAGAUAGAGUCUAUAUUUUUUAAAUAAAUUCCUACUAUAAAACCAGUUAUUGUACUAUACUGUGAAUUCUCAGAGAAGAGAAGUGUUUAAAUGUAAUUAAUCAAAAUAAUUGUAUUAGUUAUAAACAAAUAAGAAAUACUGAUCGACACCUUAAUGUCUAUCCAAAAUUAUAUUAUCUUGAUUUGUAUAUAUUGAAUAAAGGAUUUUCAAAUUACAGUCUACAAUAUCCAUCACAAAUUGAAGGUAAGUACAUCAGAAUGGAUUCGAAAGAAUACUCUACUUAAUAUAAAGAAUAAAAAUAUUAGACUGACAAUUAAUGGAAUUCAUUAAAAUUGAAAAAAAGACUAUAAAAAAUAAAUAUAUGA
Messenger RNA from Paramecium pentaurelia, 864 nucleotides. NCBI's taxonomy places the organism in Eukaryota, Ciliophora, Oligohymenophorea, Peniculida, Parameciidae. The record is from the annotation of a GenBank genome assembly.